CCGUGGGAUCUGUAAAUGGGACACAUCGGGUUAUUAAAUCUUCGCCGUCGAUCAUACUUAAUAUCCAACAUCUUCUACUCCUAUAUAUACACGUUAUCCGGCAACAGGUUCAAAUUUUACAAACGCUGCACAGAGGAAGGCAAGGGAGAGAUUUCUGUUCGAGAAAUGGCUCGUACCAAGCAAACUGCUCGUAAGUCUACUGGAGGAAAGGCUCCCAGGAAGCAACUUGCUACUAAGGCUGCCCGUAAGUCUGCCCCAACCACUGGUGGAGUGAAGAAGCCUCACCGUUACCGCCCUGGUACUGUUGCUCUGCGUGAAAUUCGCAAGUAUCAGAAGAGUACUGAACUGUUGAUUAGGAAGCUGCCUUUCCAAAGGCUUGUUAGAGAAAUUGCCCAGGAUUUCAAGACUGAUCUGCGUUUCCAGAGCCAUGCUGUUUUAGCACUUCAGGAGGCUGCAGAGGCUUACCUUGUUGGUCUAUUUGAGGACACCAACCUGUGUGCUAUUCAUGCCAAGCGUGUUACUAUCAUGCCUAAGGACAUCCAGCUGGCUCGUAGGAUUAGGGGUGAGAGGGCUUAGAUUGAGUAUGUUCUAUUGCUUAGGUUUGGUGGCGGUAAAUUGUGGCUGUGUUCAGUUUUAUCUUCAUUAAGUGUUAAAUAGGUAAUGGAUGCUUAUUAAACUCUAGUAGAUCUUGAUGGUGGUUUUGGAGAACUUGUCUCGAUAAUGGCGGUGUGUGCUGUAAUGAAAUUGGUAAUUGUGUUUUGGAAUGCAAGUGGUGGUAUUAUAUUUGUGAACUAAUUUUCUGUU
Messenger RNA from Olea europaea var. sylvestris, 804 nucleotides. RefSeq names its product histone H3.3-like. The record is from RefSeq and is a predicted model, not a curated record. NCBI's taxonomy places the organism in Eukaryota, Viridiplantae, Streptophyta, Magnoliopsida, Lamiales, Oleaceae. Bases 16 to 576 code for a protein of 186 amino acids. Gene Ontology annotation, cellular component: nucleosome. Gene Ontology annotation, molecular function: protein heterodimerization activity; structural constituent of chromatin; DNA binding. The transcript has 5 exons.